AUGCCCAAAUUCAUCGGCUCCAUGAAGCAGUUGAGGUACCUUGACUUGUCAUACUCUUUCGAUUUUGCAAUUGUUCCUCAUGAAUGGGGAAAUCUCACUGAGUUGGAAGUCCUCGAUCUCCAUGGUUAUUAUAUCGCGGGUGCUGUUGAUGACUUUCAGUGGCUUUCACAUCUUCAGGCAUUAAAGUACCUCGACAUGAGUGGAAUACAUGUUAACAAAUCUGGAGACUUCAUGCACGUGAUCAGGAAUAUUCCUGAUGCAUUUGGAAGAUUGCAAGUGUUAUCAAUUUUAGAUCUCAGCAGCAAUCUUCUAAAUGGCACUAUUCCACAGAGUCUUGGACAACUUCAGUAUCUUUUCUCUUUAGAUCUUUCAGCAAAUUCCUUGGGAGGAACAGUUUCCAAAAUCCACUUCUCCAACCUCUCAAAGCUGCGGACCUUAGAUAUUGGCAACAACCAUUUAGCUAUCGAGGUGGAUUCUGAUUGGAUACCACCUUUCAAUCUCUCAUCCAUGCUGAUGGCGUCAUAUCUCUCUCGCAACUUAAUUUCAGGACCAAUUCCGCAAGAUAUUGGCCUAGCAAUGCCUCAGUUGGGAACUUUGAAUCUGAAUGACAAUCUCUUAAGCGGUCCAAUACCCACCUCAAUAUGCGAGAUGGAAUUUCUGUUUGAGUUGCACCUUGGAAGGAAUGAAUUAGUUGGCGAAAUUCCUGCAUGUUGGAAGGAGAACCCAUUGAGCCUCCUUGAUUUAUCAUCCAAUAAGUUGUACGGAGUCAUACCAAAUUCUUUGGGAAAUCUAACUAAGCUUAUGUCAUUACACUUGAACAACAACAAUCUCUAUGGAGAAAUUCCUGUGACUCUGAACUAUGUUAGAAACUUGCGGAUUUUGGAUCUUGAAGAAAACAAAAUCUCAGGAAGUGUUCCACGUUGGAUUGGACCAAGUUUUCAGUCACUACAAAUUCUUAGAUUGCGAGAAAACAUGUUCGAUGGAAGCAUUCCUUCACAACUAUGCUUACUCUCUGCAUUGCAAAUAUUGGACAUGGCAGUCAACAAUCUGACAGGAGCGAUUCCAAAUUGUCUUGGCUAUAUGAAAGGUAUGAAACUGAACAAAAGCAUAGGCGAAGGCAACUCACUCUCUCUUGCUUAUGCAGCUACACCUCCCAUGCUUGGGCCAACAACGUCCAAUGCUUCACCUCCCAUGCUUGGGCCAACAACGUCCAACGCUACAACGCCCAUUGCUCCAACGGAUUGGACUCAAGAGCAUGUGGAGCAGGUUGUGAAGGGGAUGGAUCUUGACUACACAACACUUGAUCUACAGCUUAUGGUGAAUUUAGAUCUCUCGAGCAACAAAUUGGUUGGGCAAAUUCCAAGAGAGCUUACCUUGCUCUCCGGAUUGCGAGGCUUGAACUUAUCCCGCAACUUUCUUUCUGGAGGCAUCCCAACUAUGAUUGGAGACAUGAGAUCGCUCGAGUCACUUGAUCUUUCAAAUAAUCAACUUUUGGGAACAAUCCCACAAAGCUUUUCUGCAUUCAUAUCAUUGAGCAAACUAAACUUGUCACACAACAACUUCACGGGGCCAAUUCGAAAAGGAAAUCAAAUCCAGACACUUGAUGAUCCUUCCAUUUAUGCCGACAAUCCUCUACUUUGUGGUGAUCCUCUACAAAAGAAAUGCCCCAAAGCAGAGGCCCCUCAAGCGGCCCCACAAGUGCCGGAAGAAGUUGCCAAUGAAGAAGGUAAGCUUGAAAAGGUAAUGUUCUACAUAGUAAUAAUGCUCGGGUUUGCGACUGGGUUUUGGGGAGUUGUUGGCAGUUUGGUGGACAAGAAGAACUGGAGACUGGUGUACUUCAACUUUGUGGAUCGUAAAGCAGACAUGGUGUACGUGAUUGUUGCAAUGAAGGUGGCCGAGUUGAGGAGGAGAUUGAGAAGAGUGUAACGGGCCUGUUAUCCACAUCAAUUAGUCCAAUGCUUUAUUGAUCUCGUGAAGUUCUUGUUUUCUUGUUCAAGCAGAAUUGUCUUUGUAGUUGGUCUGUUUCUCCUUAUCAG
Molecule: messenger RNA, 2036 nt
Organism: Eucalyptus grandis
Lineage: Eukaryota; Viridiplantae; Streptophyta; Magnoliopsida; Myrtales; Myrtaceae
Product: receptor-like protein EIX2
Exons: 3
Coding region: 1-1926 (641 amino acids)
Molecular function (GO): protein binding
Source: RefSeq, a predicted model, not a curated record